Molecule: messenger RNA, 3471 nt
Organism: Fukomys damarensis (Damara mole-rat)
Lineage: Eukaryota; Metazoa; Chordata; Mammalia; Rodentia; Bathyergidae
Gene: Parp6
Product: poly(ADP-ribose) polymerase family member 6
Exons: 23
Coding region: 1297-3192 (631 amino acids)
Biological process (GO): endoplasmic reticulum unfolded protein response
Cellular component (GO): membrane; endoplasmic reticulum tubular network; nuclear envelope
Molecular function (GO): NAD+ poly-ADP-ribosyltransferase activity; kinase binding; protein serine/threonine kinase activator activity
Source: RefSeq, a predicted model, not a curated record
UGCAGAGGAAAACCCAAGAGCUACAACUUAAGCACCAAGGGGUGCUUCCGGACCCUUUGAAAAGCGCGGAUGGCAGGCAGAGUAUUUGCAAGUCUCACCUUGUUCUCUUGGUCUACCGGCUAUUGGAGACAGUGCUGGCCUGAGGGAGUCGCCCAUGCCUGGCUCUUCUCUUCUCUCUUUGUUUAGUCCUGAUUCUUAAGGCACAGGAGUACUCGCGUAAACUUAUCACACCCAGAAGUGCUCGCGGACCUGGGGGAAAAGACCUUUGUGACCCAUACUGGAGGCUUACAUUUGGCCUAUCCCAUGGAAAUUGAUAAAGCAUUCUGUGUUACUUGCCGCUAUCCAAAACAAACACUGAGUUUAACAUCUUUCUCUGGGCACUUUUCGUAGUUGUAUUUGGCCCAACUUCUUUUGAAAGGCUCCCUUCUUUACCUCAUUUUGAUAAAUAAAAUAGGCCUUUCUUGCUUAAUUCAUUAACAGUCCCUUAAUUAGUUAAAACAGCAUCAUAGGAAGAUUGGAUGUAAUUAGGUCCUGUGAGAUGUUCUUGGUACUCCUUAAGUUUCAGGAUCUCCCUAGGCCUGAGGAUUCUAUGUAUGACAUCAAAGCUUUGAACUGGGUCAUCUUUCAGCCGUAUUCCUUUUAAAGAUGUCUGAUUUUGUGAAUUCUUUGACCCACCGCCUAUCUUUGCCCACUGUCUUCUUACACCCAUUCUCCAUCUCUCCAAAGAAAGGGCACUGAAAGUAGUAGGAGCAGCGUGGUUUGCCAGAACUGGUAAUCUCUGUACUAUCUUUUCCCUAGACAAAACUCCCUCUGAACUACUUUUUUUUCCUUGUAUAGCAGCAGAAACCAAGCAGCAAGAGCCAUUGGAGAGAUGCUAAGUUUUUCUUAAAACUUAAGUCAACAGUGACGAAGACUUUGAAAAAGUUGGUACUUCUGACCCGUGCUGCUGUCGUCCUACCAUUCACCCCAGGACAACCCAGACUGCACAUUAGUGCUUCCCUCUUUAUUCCUGUGAUCUUCCAGAUCAGCGCUUGACUGUUUAUUUUCAAGUCUCACAAACUCAGCCCUCAGAUCUUCGUAUUCUGGUUAUGAGCUGCUCUUGAGGACAGUGACUUGUUACCACCACCACAGCAGAGCCUACCAUCUCCGGCAGAUCUUCAUUUGCUCCUGACAUCGCCCCACCUUGUCUCCCUCUGUGGCCUCCUAAAUGCCUAUCUCAUUGGCCUGGGUUCACCUGGUGGUAUGGAGGGGUGCUGCCUAGCACUGCUCUGGGAGUGUGUGUGACCUACUGACCCAAUGGACAUCAAAGGCCAGUUCUGGAAUGAUGAUGAUUCAGAAGGAGAUAAUGAAUCAGAGGAGUUUCUAUAUGGAGUUCAGGGGAGCUGUGCAGCUGACCUGUAUCGACACCCACAGCUUGAUGCAGACAUUGAAGCUGUAAAGGAGAUCUACAGUGAGAACUCUGUAUCCAUCAGAGAAUAUGGAACUAUCGAUGACGUGGACAUUGACCUCCACAUCAACAUCAGCUUCCUCGAUGAGGAAGUAUCUACAGCCUGGAAAGUCCUCCGGACAGAACCUAUUGUGUUGAGGCUGCGAUUUUCUCUCUCCCAGUACCUUGAUGGACCAGAACCAUCAAUUGAGGUUUUCCAGCCAUCGAAUAAGGAAGGGUUUGGGCUGGGUCUUCAGUUGAAAAAGAUCCUGGGUAUGUUCACAUCCCAACAAUGGAAACACCUAAGCAACGAUUUCUUGAAGACCCAGCAAGAGAAGCGGCACAGCUGGUUCAAGGCAAGUGGUACCAUCAAGAAGUUUCGAGCUGGCCUCAGCAUCUUCUCACCCAUCCCCAAAUCUCCUAGUUUCCCUAUCAUUCAGGACUCCAUGCUGAAGGGCAAACUGGGUGUACCAGAGCUUCGAGUCGGACGCCUUAUGAACCGUUCCAUCUCAUGCACCGUGAAGAACCCUAAAGUAGAGGUGUUUGGCUACCCUCCCAGCCCCCAGGCAGGUCUCCUGUGCCCCCAGCACGCAGGCCUCCCUACCCCAGCACGGACCUCUCCUUUGGUUAGUGGUCACUGCAAGAACAUCCCCACUCUGGAGUAUGGAUUCCUUGUCCAGAUCAUGAAGUAUGCGGAGCAGAGGAUCCCAACGCUGAAUGAGUACUGUGUGGUGUGUGAUGAGCAGCAUGUCUUCCAGAACGGGUCCAUGCUCAAGCCAGCUGUCUGUACUCGGGAACUGUGUGUCUUCUCCUUCUAUACCCUGGGGGUCAUGUCUGGAGCUGCAGAGGACGUGGCUACUGGAGCAGAGGUGGUGGACCUGCUGGUGGCCAUGUGCAGGGCAGCUCUGGAGUCCCCAAGAAAGAGUAUCAUCUUUGAGCCUUACCCCUCCGUGGUGGACCCCACUGAUCCCAAGACUCUGGCCUUUAACCCUAAGAAGAAGAAUUAUGAGCGGCUUCAAAAAGCUCUGGAUAGUGUGAUGUCCAUCAGGGAGAUGACCCAGGGCUCCUACUUGGAAAUCAAGAAGCAGAUGGACAAACUGGACCCCCUGGCCCAUCCUCUUCUGCAGUGGAUCAUCUCCAGCAACAGGUCACACAUUGUCAAACUACCUCUCAGCAGGCAGCUGAAGUUCAUGCACACCUCACACCAGUUCCUCCUGCUGAGCAGCCCUCCAGCCAAGGAGGCUCGGUUCCGGACUGCCAAGAAGCUCUACGGCAGCACUUUCGCCUUCCAUGGGUCCCACAUUGAGAACUGGCAUUCAAUCCUGCGCAAUGGGCUGGUCAAUGCAUCCUACACCAAACUGCAGCUGCAUGGAGCAGCCUAUGGCAAAGGCAUCUACCUGAGCCCCAUCUCCAGUAUUUCCUUUGGAUACUCAGGAAUGGGAAAAGGACAGCACAGGAUGCCCUCCAAGGAUGAGCUGGUCCAAAGAUACAACAGGAUGAACACCAUCCCCCAGACCCGAUCCAUUCAGUCCAGGUUCCUACAGAGCCGGAAUCUCAACUGUAUAGCACUUUGUGAAGUGAUCACAUCCAAGGACCUCCAAAAGCAUGGGAACAUCUGGGUGUGCCCUGUAUCCGACCACGUCUGCACACGGUUCUUCUUUGUAUAUGAGGAUGGUCAGGUGGGCGAUGCCAACAUUAAUACUCAGGACCCCAAGAUACAGAAGGAAAUCAUGCGUGUGAUCGGAACUCAGGUUUACACAAACUGAGGGGGCUCCAGCCCUCGAACCAUGCUGUUCCCCAGGAUCCAUCUGCCCUUAUCAAAGGGCUCAGGAGCAACAGGUGAGACUGCCCUACAGCAAUCAGGGGCUGCUACCCAGGAGCACGACGAGGAUAGAAGAGGUGGCCAUCAUGGUGGAGACUGACCCAGGAACCACUCCACAGUGGAUGGCCAGACUGACUCCAACCCCCGAUCUGCCCAGUUGACUUCACUCUGUUUGUAAAUAAAACAAUAAACUGGAAGGUGCUGUGGACUGGAAAUGAUCACU